AGCUUUUAGCUGCCAGCCCUGGCCCAUCAUGUAGCUGCAGCACAGCCUUCCCUAACGUUGCAACUGGGGGAAAAAUCACUUUCCAGUCUGUUUUGCAAGGUGUGCAUUUCCACCUUGAUUCUCUGAAAGUCCAUCUGCUGCAUCGGUCAAGAGAAACUCCACUUGCAUGAAGAUUGCACGCCUGCAGCUUGCAUCUUUGUUGCAAAACUAGCUACAGAAGAGAAGCAAGGCAAAGUCUUUUGUGCUCCCCUCCCCCAUCAAAGGAAAGGGGAAAAUGUCUCAGUCGAAAGGCAAGAAGAGAAACCCUGGCCUUAAAAUUCCAAAAGAAGCAUUUGAACAACCUCAGACCAGUUCCACGCCACCUCGAGAUUUAGACUCUAAGGCUUGCAUUUCUAUUGGAAAUCAGAACUUUGAGGUGAAGGCUGAUGACCUGGAGUCUAUAGUGGAACUGGGGCGAGGUGCGUACGGGGUGGUGGAGAAGAUGCGGCACGUGCCCAGCGAGCAGAUCAUGGCGGUGAAGCGGAUCCGGGCCACUGUAAAUAGCCAGGAGCAGAAAAGGCUACUGAUGGAUUUGGACGUUUCCAUGAGGACGGUGGACUGUCCAUUCACCGUCACCUUUUAUGGAGCUCUCUUCCGGGAGGGUGAUGUGUGGAUCUGCAUGGAGCUCAUGGACACGUCGCUAGAUAAGUUCUACAAACAAGUGAUUGAUAAAGGCCAAACAAUUCCAGAGGACAUCUUAGGCAAGAUAGCAGUUUCUAUUGUAAAAGCUUUAGAACAUUUACACAGUAAACUCUCUGUCAUUCAUCGAGACGUCAAGCCCUCUAACGUGCUGAUUAACGCCCUGGGCCAAGUGAAGAUGUGUGACUUCGGAAUCAGUGGCUACCUGGUGGACUCUGUUGCUAAAACAAUUGAUGCCGGUUGCAAGCCAUACAUGGCCCCUGAAAGAAUAAACCCAGAGCUCAACCAGAAGGGAUACAGCGUGAAGUCUGACAUUUGGAGUCUGGGCAUCACCAUGAUUGAACUGGCCAUCCUCCGGUUUCCCUACGAUUCCUGGGGGACCCCAUUUCAGCAGCUCAAACAGGUGGUAGAGGAGCCGUCGCCACAGCUGCCCGCAGACAAGUUCUCCUCACAGUUUGUUGACUUUACCUCACAGUGCUUGAAGAAGAAUUCCAAAGAGCGGCCUACGUAUCCAGAGCUUAUGCAACAUCAAUUUUUCACCCUACAUGAAUCCAAAGCAACAGAUGUGGCAUCUUUUGUGAAAUUGAUUCUUGGAGACUAGAGAGCAAUGGACUUAAAUUGGUUGACCCUACUGUGGAUUGGUGGGUUUAUGGGAUGAAGCAAGUUCACUACAGCGCCAAGAGAAAGUCAUCUUUGAGAUAAUUUUGCCCUGCCUCUCUGAGGGUUCUCUCUCUCUCUCACUCUUUUCUCUUCUUUUUCCCCUCCUAAGGGGGCCUUGGAAUCUAUAGUAUAGAAUGAACUCUCUAGAUGGAUGAAAUAUGAUAAAGGCUUAGGACUUAAAAAGGUGAUUAAAUAUUUAAUGAUGUGUCAUAUGAGUCCUUAAGCUUCUCAGAUUUCUCUUGUUCUUUAUGGAAUGAAUGCAUUGGCCCUGGCAAAAAGGUGCUACAGUAGUGAUGAAACUGUAAGUAGAUUUGUAGUUUGUCCCAUUUAUUAUUUUAAUAUUUAUGUUUAAGCGCUUGGUUGGAAAGAUCCCACUUUACACAAGAAGACAAGGUUGGGUUGGCAAUAUUUAUAGGGCUUUUAUUUUUUAAGUUCGAUCAUGUCUAUGGUCCAGAAGAAAUUAUUUAAUAUGCAUCUUUAAGAAUAUUAUAAAAAAUCUCAAAAAAAAAAAAAAAAAAAAAAAAAAAAAGGAGCUCUUCCUGUGAAAUGUCUCUUCCUCUCUCCCAGACUUCAACUCCAUGUUGGGUGAUGACCAUGUGUUUUAAGUGAGGUGUUGAGGUAUCCUAUUCCUGAUCUUUUUCCAAAUUUGGAAAACAUAAAAAUCACUUUUAUCACAGCUCAAAGAAAUAAGUUUGGUUCUCUUGACAUUUGUGGUAUAGUAUUCAGUGGAAAGUGAUUUGUGAUGUGAUUUUAUAUCUACCUGUCUAUCCAUCUCUGUGUGUGUGUGUGUGUGUGUGUGUGUGCGCACUUGGUAAAUCAAGUUCCACCAAGGGGCCUCUGUGAACAUCUGUAUUCUGUAGGAAGGUCAUGUGUUGGUCAUGAGGAGAGAUUGCACACCACAGAGAGAAUCGCGGUGCCUUCUUCUGCUUCUGGUCCUCUUGCCGUGGAGACGCCCCAAGGAUGAUCUUUGUAAUCAAUUUGCUUUUUUCCAUUUGCUUGUUUUCCUGUUCAAUGAAGAAGCCUUAUUAUGAGUGGAAGGGCUACAGCUGUAGAGAAUUAAAGGCUGUCAGUUGUUCCAUGAUACAAUGAACAGGUAAUGGAAGGCUGAAUCAGUUCCUAGGUACAGACUGCUCCAUUUCCACACCUUGUUCCUAAGCAGCUGGCAAUCUAGCAAGCUCCACCCUGAAUUCCAAGCAGGUUGACUUAGUGAAAAAAAAAAAAAAGAGUUCUUUGCCAUGGCUAAAGACACUACAGGUGUCUGAUAUGGGGCUCUUGAUUUCUCAAGGACCAAGGGGUGAAAUGAUUGAUGGAGAAAAUAUAGACUUACACUAGUAACUAGGAACCAAUUCUUUUGGACAUUGUGUUUAUAUAAAGUAACUCUUGGAAUACAAAGACAAAGGAUGUUGAUUGAUUAAAAAUAAAAAAGGAGAAGAAGAAGAAGAAAGAAAGGAAGGAAUGAAGGAAGGAAACUAUGCUUUCUUUCCUUGUCUCAAGUUCUCUGAUCUGGAGAGGAUUGCUCCUUCAAAUCCUCCUUCCCAUUUCGGAUUUUUGAAGUGCAAUAGUGCAUUAUCUGUUUGUAUUGUUCUGUCUUGUUCUUGACCUCUUGCUCAUGGAAGUUGCUCAGAGUUGAGUAGGACACUUUCAUUCCUUCCUCAUAUUCUCUUUUGGGACAUAUCUGUUUGAUUCAACAUUGGCUUCAUCUGCUUCAAAGCUACCUCUGCCUUCAUUUUUUAUUUAUUUCCUAGCCAGAAAAGGUGCAUUAUCCUUGUAAUUAGAGCCAUUCAGUUUCCCACCCACCUUUCUAAAGCUGGAAGUUCCUCUUCUUUGAGACUGAGAGAAAAAUUGCAACUUUAUUCCUGCUCUGUUUACCCAUUUUAUGAAAUCAGAAAGUACUAGGAAAGUCAUCUAGGGUCACUCUAUUAUAGCUUUCUUUCUUUUCUUCUUCUUCUUCUUUUUUUUUUUUAAUGGGUGGUAAUAUUGUAGAUUGAACCCAGGGAUAUUUUACCGUAGAGACCCACACUCCCACUCCUUUUUCUUUUUUCUUUUAAGACAGGGUCUUGCUACGUUGCUGAGGUGGAUCUCAAUCUUGCAAUCCUCCUGCUUCAGCCUUCCUGGUUGUUGGGAUUACAGGCAUUAUGCCACCACGCCUGGCUUUGUUUUAGCUUUUGCUAAAAUGUAGGAAGCAAAUCAUCUCCCUGGCCUGCGUCAGGUUAUGCCUGCCUGUUUGUCUCCUUUGAAUCAUUCUUAACAAAAAAAAUAUGUUUCUCAUUUGUAUGCCUCUCUAAUCUGUGGGCCCAGGGCCAGAACUGCCAAAACAGUCAUAGUUGAGUAGAGAAGGUGGUCUGUGGUUGUCAACCCUGGUACACUAUGGAACUCUGGAGGAGCUUGUACAUACUGUCAAUGCUAAAGCCCCACAGCCACCAGAGACCUAGAUUUAAUUGGUCCAUGGUGAGGCCUGGGAAUUGGGAGGUUUCUCAAGCCCUUGUGUGAUUCGGAAGUGCAGCAGGGUUGGGAACAUUGGACUAGUAGUACCUUUUAGGGAGAUAACCGACUUAAAAUCACCUUCUCUUUAAGUUUUGCAGAGACUUACAAGCGAUUAUAAAGAGGAAAAAAAAGCUGCCGUUUCUUUUCCUGUCCUCCCCCUUUGGAAUAUCCUUGUCACCACCAGGAAGCCAUGUUCCUGGUGAUCUGAAAUUUGAAAUACCUUUUCCCCAGAAAAGCAGUAUUCUACGGUGGUGGUGAUUAGGUAUCUCAUGUACUAAGGAACAAUGGCUCGAUAGCCCUAGGAGUCUAAAUUUUAAAGCCUGGUUUUUAUUUUUCAAGAACCACGUGUAAAUCCUUAACAACCGACUUAAAACGACGACAACAACAAGAUACACAAGCUGUGUCUGUCAGGAGUUUCUUGUAUAUACAAGCAGAUAUGUAUAUAGAGAGGAAAAAGAUAUCUGUAUUCAGGAAUGAGACUCAGAUUAUUUAAUUGUCUGCCACCACAGGCCAUCUCAUUAUCAGCUCUGUAUGUAUCUAUCAAUGCAUUGCAGAAUCAGUAUAGCUCUACACCAGGGGUCAUGCUCAUUUUUACAGAGGUAUUUGAUUUGGUAUCAUAUAAUUGUCUGUGUAUGCAUUUUCUUGGUAUUUGUGAACAUACCCGUCUGUAUCCCUCUCUCUGCAUGUGUUGUUGAUUUAAAAGAUGUGCCAAAAACCUAAUGUGAAUGAUUUUUAAGACAAUUACUAUAUGUGUGUAUCUAAUAAUGAGUGUUGAUCUUCAGAGUAGCUACCUUGAGAGACUAUAUAUAUAUAUUUAUAUAAAUACUUUUACUAAAAUAUUUUUGUAAUUCUCUUUCCAAAAUUUAUUUCCUCCUCUAUAUCAUUACUUUAGAAUUACUGCCUUUUUUUCCCCCCAAAAUACUAGGUUGUCUCCAGUUUGACUCACCUGCCUGGUUUAUCUGAUUUAGCACCAAGUGGUGUUUGGCAAUUUCUAGAAAUUAAAUCUGCUCUCAGAGCUGAAGUUUUUAACAUCACCAUCGUCUAAUAGGCUUAGAAGAGAAUUUCAAAUGAAAAAUUUGCCCCAUCCUUCCCAAAAGUUAUGCCUGUUUUUAAGCACAAACAACCUUUUGUAAUAAGUUUAGGUCUCCCCUUAGUGGCUACUUUGAUGGAGGAGGAAAAAACUCACAUAGAUGUAUAUAUUGACAAAAUAUCAAGACAGUCACUGACUUUAUACAUGGUGUUCACCUAUUAGCCAUGAUUGAAAGCCUUGACCUGAAGGAAUGAUCCAUUAUUUUAAAGAUUGUAUGUGAUUACACUGAGAAGCUCAGAACCAAUUGGUUACACCAUAGCUUUUGUCUCAGUGAAGCCAUCUGAAAUGGAAAUGAGUACAUGUGGAUCCAGCUCAGAAUUGGUUGUGUAUUUCAGUUCUUGUGUGUCCUCCAAGCCUAAAGAAAAGCUCGCAUGUUCCAGGGGCUCCCAGACUUUCUGUUUGUGACACCAUUAGUCGACUUAGUAAUUUUUUCAAUGGUGCCCUUGCCCCAAAUACUUAACAGUUCAGUAUUUGAAGUAAUUAUGUUCUAACAGUUUAACAGUCGUAGUUUACUCUGUGUCCUGCAGAUGUCGCUCUGCUUCCUUCAAAAUUUAUACAACAUCUUAGCUUGUUUGUACAGUUUGCAGCAGGCCUCACAAUAUCUCAGUGAACAGUUUGCGGACCAGACAUCUAUGCUCUGCUGAUGUUUGCUCUGUCUACACUUAGUGACCUUCAAAGUCAAGUUCUUGUUCACUCUGGUCUCUAUAUUAUUUUGCUCUUUGUCUUGUUAUUAUUUUUUGCCUGUUUCUGGCUAAUUCACUUUUUAAUGAGAUUUACCCCCCCCCUUUUUUUGGCUAUAAUUCAUCAGUUCUGCUUUGUCAGAUGUUAUAAUCCACAAAAUAGAAUCAAUAUUGAUAAGCCCCAGCAUGAGAGAAGGCUAGUACAAGACAGGAUCUCUGAAUUUUCUAAAUGAAGUUGAUUUAAUGUUUGGAAUUUAAUCAGAGAGGGACUAAUUAGUUUUGUAAUUGUCUUUGUUGAGCAAGGGACUUCAUUAUCUCUGCUUAGAGGAAGUUUUCUGUUUCUCUCCAAAGUGUCUAACACAAAGCAUCUUUGGCCUGAAAAUACAAUGAAUAACUAGUUCCUAAUUUCCCACUCAAAUGUUCUUUUGCUAUGUAAUUCCCUCUGGCCUAAAAGUAAGAUUCCUAUAUUCAUAAAAUGCUUUGUAGCUGAUAUUCAGAUCAAGUAAAAUGAGUUAAACCUUUGUGCAUGGAUUUGGACUUCUUAAAAUCUAUGAUGACUUCAAGGAAUCUUCUACUUUUUUUUUUUUUUUUGAAUUAACAAGUAAAAAUGGAACUCAAGUAAAUGUCACCUUAGAAUUUUUAUUUAUUUUUUUAUAAUGGAAGGUAUAGUUUUCAGUUAGACCCCUGAGAGAAAACCUACAUAUUCAGAUGGAAAAAUGCCUGAUUAAAAUCUCAGAAGAGAAAGCCACCAAACUUAAUGGAUAAAAAAAGAGAGAUUUUAUUCUAGAAGUUACACAUUCCUCUUUCUUAGGGGUCUGUGUGUGUUUCAGCCUUGUUAAAUUUACUGACAGCUAAAGAUCCUCUCUGAUUUUUCUUUGGUUUUCCUUGGAGUAUUCUGGAUUCCUUUGGGAAUUUUUUAAAAGCUAGGACCUUUUCCCUAGGAAAAUGCACAUCAUACACGAAACACAUAAUUUUGCAAAUAUUUCUUUGUUGGGGACAGUUCCCUUAGGAUCAAUAGCUUUGUUCUUUAUAAUGUGACUGUGACAUCUAAGAACAGAUUGCCAGUCUUUCUGGGAAGGGCCAGACAGUAUGUAUUUUUGUGUUUCAUAUGGUCUUUGUUGCAACUACUUGGCUCUGCUGCUACAGUGUGAAAUUGUCCAGAAACAAUACAUAAAUGAACAUGGCUAUGUUCCAAUAAAACUUUAUUUAUAGAACCACGCAAUGGGCCAGAUUUGGCCCACCCAUGAUGGUUUGUCAACACCUGUCUUAGGCCAUCAAACACAAAGUUCUAAUUGAUUACACAAAAUAGAAUUUUUCUACCUAGUGAAUAUUUAGCUCAGCUGUUGCCAAAGGCAGAUUAGGAAGAUGGACAUAGGAAAAUUAAUUCAUAAAGGACGGAGACUGAAUUAAAGUUGUCUGUUAGUUUCCUUAUGCAAGCAUUAAUUGUUCUAGAAGCCAUUGGAAUAGUUUUCUACAGAUUAAACUGAGUGCUUAAACUUUCCAUUUCUAUGCAAUCACUACAUAACUGACUUCAAUUUGGAUAUGAAAGGCACAUUCUCUUAGGUGUUAACUGUACCCUUGGUUCUUAGCUUCUUCGUAUUUUCUUUUGCUGUGCUAUGAAUCACAUGCAAAAAGAAUCAUGAAUCCUAAUCAUUUUUGAACUGUAGUGGGAUUUGGGAAUGUGGUUGACCAAACUUCACUCAGAAGUAGGAGACAGAUAUAGUUCUUAACAUCUUUCAAUUCAUCCACCUCAUCUGUAAGGUUGUUUUGGGGUCAAAAUACUUAUGGUCAGGGGGCCUCAGAGCUGCAGGUUCUCAGUGUGAUGGGAGACUCCUGCCCAGCCAGCCCUUGUACAGUCCAUCCCCCGUGGACUUGGGGGGGAGUUGCUCUUCUUUUUAAAUCAUCAGCAAAUUUCUGUUUCAAGGGCCUGUUCAAAGUACUUCUUUCUGAUGUGAUGUUUGCUGGGUUUUCAGCCCUGGUUGAACUUCUGGGCCCCAAAGCCCAUGGUGACAGCUCUGCUCCCCCAUAGGCUGAGAACAGCUGGAUAGUGGGCCUCAGUGUUCGGGUCUUGGAUCCUCUGAGUUAUACAGAGUGCUGGCAGAUGAUGUCAGCCAUUGCCCUGAGCUUUCUUCUUUCUCCUGGAUCAAAACAGAACACAUCUUAAAGCUUUAGUCUCUUUAUUAUUAUUAUUUUCCUUCUGCAUCAUCAGGUGAACAUAAAUGACACUAGGAGACUCCUUAAGAGGGCAUUGGACUAGGUGAUUUACCUUGAAAAAGGAUUUCUCUUCUCCUAAGGACACACAACCUGAAUCCCAGAGACCUCAAUGAAAUUAUCCUCCCAGGGGAAGCUUACUGCCACCAAAUCCAACACUCACUACUUGUUUCUGGUGACGACAAAAAAGAGGUGUCCUUUUUCUGAGGUUAGAAGUCACUAUUUGCAGCUUUGCCAAUGUCCUUAUACCAUUGCAGGUUUUCCAAUUGAGUCCUUGGGAAUCAAGACUUUAGUUUGGGUUCAUCUUUUCAGUUCUUAACCCCCCAAUUCUUCUAAAAGCCUCUUUCUUUUCUUAAGUUAAAAGGACUUUAGUCUAAGCAGAAAUACAAAGAAAGGUCAAGGAAUUUUUGUUUUGAAGAAGCCGGUAUGUCCUUGUAACACAAACAUGUUAAUAGAGUUUUAAAGUAUUCAGCCUAAUUCCUUGAGACUUUCAGUAUCUUGUCAUUUGAACUUGGGCCCUGCACCCUUUGUUUUGAGGAGUUUACAGUUAGAAUUUGAGAUAUGGACAGGUUUUUAUCACUGUGGGCUGUUCAUCCCGGCAUGCUCUGGGUUUCCUCCAUUUUACACUUCAGUGCUCCUGAGGUCAGGGUCUCUUUCCAGCAACGAGGCUUUUAUGGUUGGAGAUCGAAUUCAGGGAAAGUGAGGACAAGGGUAGGUACUUACCUGUGUCUUGAUGUCGGAAACAGAGCUUCCUCAGUGAUCCCCAGUGUGGGUGGCUUAGGCCAGGCCAGCAGCCGUCUUCUGUCCUCUCUCAUGGUCUUUCCUUGGCUUUCGUCCUGGGAGGGUCAUAGGUGACCUGAGCUGACUUAACAUUUCUGUGCAAAGGAACUCAUCUGGUCAUUUUCAUAGACCAAUCAUUAAAACCAACAGUUGUGCACCUGUCUGUCUAAAUGAAAUCCACAUUGUUCCCAGUUUUUGAAAACAUAAAGGAUACCUGGGAGAACUAGUAAAAUCGUCAAAAAAAAAAAAAUUCUCAUUUGAAACCAGAGUCUUUAGAAUAAGAACUUCUGUUUGGUCUUUUCAGCAGAGUAGCUGAUUGGGCAUCCUGUUCUCUUAAGUAAUAGUCUGUUGUGGUCAGAAAUGAAUAAUUAGCAUCACUUGCUCAUUACCAACAUUUUCAUUGGAAUCACCAAUAUAUUUCAGCAAAGCAAAUCAGACCACUGUUUUAGGUGAUUGUCACUGGACUUGAGAGAUCAAGGCUGAACAGGAAUGUGAAGUCAUGCCUAGGGGCUGGGAGAAAAGAUUAAUGCAAACAGUGCUGUUCAAUUAGGAAGCCCUUGGAAGAGCAAGCUGACAGACAGGUGUGCCUUUGAAUUUACUUGCAGUAUUACAGCAUGGUAGACAUCAUCUCUUAUGGAAAAACUCAUCAAGAAGGUCAGCCUGUAUUAUUACUUUUUUUCUUAAAAAAUACUGAACUAUAUAAAGAUUCCAAGAGUGACCUUUAUUGAAAUGUCAGGAAUUUUGUUUGUUUGUUUCUCUAGUGUUGUUGAUUCUAAAGUUUUGCCAUUCUACACUGAUGGCAUCUACCCCAAAAGCCAACAGAGGCAUGAUCAGAUGGCUGAGGACAAGAAGCCUGAUGUUGAAAGUACUUUAAGAGCAUAUGGCGCACCCAUCAGCUGCUUUCAGAGUAGAGAAAUGUGAAUACAAAAUCUGAGCCCAUAACCUUCAGUUCAGAUGACUGAUCUUUGAGGAAGGGUGGAUGCCAAGGAAAGUUCUCGGAAGAGGAUACUUUCUUUCUUUUUUUUUCCUCACAAGGCAGAUUGCUGGAAAUGUUCUUAGAAAUACACUACAGGUGUCUGCCAGGAGAACGAGAGUAAUUGUAAAGUCCAGUACUCAAGGCUGAUUUGGAUUUUCGGAAGCAGCAACUUGGGGAGAAGUAGUUGUUUUAUUUGGUUCUCUUCUGAUGUCACCUUGUCUGUCCAAUCCUGUGUUCAGUACUUCUGAAGGCAGUGGUUUCAGGCCAUGUUCAGUGGUGCCCUUGGAGGAACCUUUAGGGGAGAGGUGGUGGUAAAGUUCAGCUGGGCCCAUCUGAGUGUCCAUCAACCUCCAAUUGGAGCUUCUGGCCACCAGUAUUGGUCCCUUUAACUGGAAGCCUCCAUGAUUACUAAAGCCUUGGGAAGGAAAUGACCACCUGAGGACCCUGCACAUCCCCAAGCCUGUAAAAUCUUAUAGUUGACCAUGUCUGCAACACCCCCCCAGCCCCCCCUUUUUUUUUUUCUUUCUCUAUUGAGUAUGCUGACAGGGCUAGGGAGGUAUGGCAGCAAGAAGAGAGGACCGUUCAUUUUAAUUUUUAAACAGAAAUUAUUUCAGAGUAAAUGCACAAAAUCAAUACCAAGCCAUAGGGAUCCUGAAAUAGGUUAUUUUCCUAAAGUAGUUGAGAACACCCUGAUCCUCAUUUACUCUCCCACUGAUGGGGAGUGGUGUGACUGGAUUCUUGAUGGACAGUAUAAUUUUUAAAUUUCCAGGUUUGCAGAGUCAGGGGUUAAAAUUUGUGUGCAUUGGCCUAUAGGAAAACUCAAGUGCUUGGGUCAAUUGUGAUACAGCCUGGGCUCCUGAGAUGGGAGCUAACAGAGCUCCUCUUGCUUGCUGUUACAGAGGUGCUGUGUGUGGUGAAGGAUGCAGAAACUCUUUGGCAAAUAGAAAUGGGAAACUUCAGCCGUGUAUGUGUCAGGAAGGGAGCACAAGGGAAUGUUUAGACACCGACUAAAUCUUUAGGUGCCUUCUACAUACACAUAAAGGUGGGUGGUAAAUUCUGGCCCUAAUAUGUUUGCCACUAAAGGAAAUUUCACAGCUUGGGUUUCACAGAGCUAUUUUGUAACAAUAGGUACAUCAUAAAGUUGUAUUUGAGCAACAAUCUGAAGCAUUCUGGGCAAUUUUCUGUGUACAACCUAUGUGAGAAGGUUUGAUUGAGAAAAUUUGGAUGAUUUAUCUGUUGUAUUACCCCUGCGUCUGAUUUAUUUCUUUGUCUCAAAUUUAUUUUCUGAAUGGAGUGAUUUUUGUAUAUGAAUUGAAAUGUCAUUUUAAUAGAUUAUUUUUAGAGGAAAAAUAUUUUCUUUGCGUAACGAACUUACACAGUAAGAACGUGUUUCCUACUCUGCAGAAUCAUCAAAUUGGGUCAUUUUAAGGCUGACCAGAGGUGUUAGAGGUGUAGUUUUGAAUUCUUUAUUUAAAUACAGGAAAAGUUUUUUUUAUAUAUAUAUUUUGUGAAAAUAGAUGGUAGACAGAGCUUCUCUAUGGAUCUGAACUUUACAAGAAUUUUAAUAAAAUAGGUGGACUUCCCAGCUUCCUCUGUGCUUCCGUUUUCUAGAUGAAAAUGCUGCUUCUGUUUAUUAAUCUAGUCUCUGUGAGAAAAGAAAAAUCAACACCUUUUCUUACAGUCUGUGGGUUUUAUCAUAGACAAUUGUAUUUGUGUGUAUGACCAAUCGUUCUCCUAUGUUGCACCUGAAUUUUGUUUUUAAGCCAUGUUUAUUGUAAAGAAAGCUGGUUGGGCCAGUACAAGCAUGUCUGAUGCUAGAAGGAAGUAAUUCCACCUGCUAGUUAAGAGCCCCCUACCUCUUCUUGCUACCUGAAUGAUUCUGAAAGCAGAUCAGAGAGGUUGUGCACACCUGUCCUUUGUAACUCACACCUUUAGCACUUCAUCUUAGUGUCUCUGGAGAGUUUGAAGUUGAAGAAUGAACAGUGAUUUCCCUGGACUCUCUCCAUCUUUGCUGCCCUGUGCAGCGUGCUGCUGAGCUUCCCCGGUUGGAAUCAUCUCUUUUCUGUGGGUCGCGGUGUCUUUUCUUUAUGAAUGAGGUGGGCUGAGUUGUAGAGUAUGGAAUUCAUUAGAAGCUUCUCUACAGGGAGGACCUCUGAAGCAUGUGGGUGGAAUGUUUCCAUGCCUCUAAGGUGAAUGUUAAAUUUAAAUUCCGGCUCUGGGAACUUUUUUUUUGCUUAUGAGCUACAGAAGUGAAGAAGAAACUGGGGUUGGGGGGGUGUGGAUUUGGUGUUUUCCUAUAUGGAAACAGGUGGGGCAGACUUCCUCAGGGGAGAACCUCGCCCAUCAUCGUGUGGGGGAAGGGAAGUGAUGAAUGUCAGAUGGUAACUUCUGUGUGCCCCAGCCUUGUACUGAAAACACACCUGUUUUCCAGGACGGUACAGCUUUUUGAGCUUUGCCUAUUGACUGUGGGAGCCCCAGAUAUUCUCAUGUUAGCCUGACUUUCCUGUUAUCUAGGUUGUGAGCAUUUUCCUCACUUUGGAACUCUGGCUUAUCAUGAUGGGGAUGCUGUCUCAAAAUCCUGAAACCGAGGCGAUAGCCCAUGCACAGGGGCUUGGAGUAGACACAACAUUGGUGUUGAUGUAGCUUAUGUAUUAAUAAGAGUUCCCAGAAACAGACGGGAUUGUGGGAAAAUGUGGCUUUAAAGAAAUCUUGUUAGUUUAUAACAUUUGGAGCAGCUGCUUUCCUGGGUUGCUAUUCUUUAGGAAAAAAAAAUCGUCUUUUCACACAGAUGGUACUGAUGGUAUCCAUAACAGCCUGGAUUGACGUCUAUCAGUCAAUAAGCGAGGAAUUAUAAUUUUUGCCUUACAAGUAUAUAGGCCAUUCUGUGAUGAAAUUUCCUAUCACGGUAUUGUAAAAAAAGCAUAACUUUAUCUUUCCCGUCUCCUUUUCCAUCUAAGAACCCAUUAAAGGAAGAGUAAGCUUUUGACGAACUUUGAAAUAUUUCUUUGAACCUGUGUUUUUGACCAAGGAAAUGACUGAGAUGCCAAACCAAGUGGUUUGUCACGUGGUUCCUAAGGGCUCCCCCCUGCAUCUUUCCUCUCACCACCCCAAAAAGGAAAAUGAAAUUGGGAGACUAAGUCAAACUUGAACUCCUCUGUUGACGAGGAGCCUUCACUUUGAUUUCCUAUCUCAGGACAUUCUUCAGUUUCAAACUGCUGCUGGGGAGGAAGGACCAGCUGCCAACCUUGUAACUGGUCUCCAGAUGUUUGUGCGUGUGUAUGUAAAACUUCACACCGUGUGUGUUGUGUUCAAUGUCGUGUCAAUCUAUGAACUGACUCAAGCAACCGUUUAAAGAUAGCAAUGACAGUGAUAAUGACAAAAAAAAAAAAAAAAUCACCCAACCAACUCUCUCUGUCAAAGUGUUGGCUGUGAACUUUCAUAGCUGGGACAAAUACUAUCCAUCAGCCUUCAGGAGCAAGGUGUCCCUGAAAGAAAUAAGAAAUGGUGUGUUGAUCUCAUAAGAAAAUGUACAACGAAUAAAAGACAUUUGGAAAAGCGA
Messenger RNA from Marmota monax (woodchuck), 13118 nucleotides. RefSeq names its product mitogen-activated protein kinase kinase 6 (gene Map2k6). The record is from RefSeq and is a predicted model, not a curated record. Lineage: Eukaryota; Metazoa; Chordata; Mammalia; Rodentia; Sciuridae. The coding region runs from base 275 to 1279 and encodes 334 amino acids. Gene Ontology annotation, biological process: MAPK cascade; protein phosphorylation. Gene Ontology annotation, molecular function: MAP kinase kinase activity; ATP binding. The transcript is spliced from 12 exons.